Penicillium argentinense is the source of this 210-nucleotide messenger RNA. RefSeq lists its product as uncharacterized. The transcript has 2 exons. The record is from RefSeq and is a predicted model, not a curated record. Lineage: Eukaryota; Fungi; Ascomycota; Eurotiomycetes; Eurotiales; Aspergillaceae. Bases 1 to 210 code for a protein of 69 amino acids.
AUGUCAUGUAACGCUAAACAAAACUAUUUAGCUAAGUACAAAUCUUCAGAGAAAGAGGAAGCGGUUUUGCAAGGCGGAAGGGCUGAAUUUCUUAUCAGAGCCGGAGCAGGGCAGCCCCAAGAGACCCCGUUUCUACUGCUAUCCGCCAAAAAAAAAUAUGCACCGGAGGUAUUAUCAACCGCCUUUCUCAUGCCUGUCCCUACGUUAUGA